This is a messenger RNA of Alnus glutinosa, 1439 nucleotides long. Its product is annotated as rho GDP-dissociation inhibitor 1-like. Lineage: Eukaryota; Viridiplantae; Streptophyta; Magnoliopsida; Fagales; Betulaceae. Gene Ontology annotation, cellular component: cytoplasm; membrane; cytosol. The record is from RefSeq and is a predicted model, not a curated record. The coding region runs from base 552 to 1307 and encodes 251 amino acids. The transcript has 5 exons. Gene Ontology annotation, biological process: Rho protein signal transduction. Gene Ontology annotation, molecular function: protein binding; Rho GDP-dissociation inhibitor activity.
GCACCUCUAACCGGGCCUUUGAGAGUAGCUAAAUCAUCCCAAUAAUCAAAGAGGUGGUUUGGCGAAUCCCAACCCGGCCUUUCGGGGUGAAAGGCUGAGCAGCAAAGCCAACCUUUCUCUCUUGAUGUGCUAUUAUUACGUUCUUAAGUAUUGGAUUCCAAACAAAGGGUCCUCUGACAGUUGAGCUAUAACUUCAUCUCUCACCUGCUCCAUCUUUAGCGGUUUCGAUCUCCCCCCAGCUUUUAUAUGAUCUACCUUCGCCACCUUAUUCCAACAGUUCUCCAUUUGCUUUCAGCUUCUCCAAAUUCAACGUUAAACCAUAAUUCAGUUCUCAACCAGUAUACAUCCAGCUCUUCCCCAAGAUAUAGAUAGAAAAAGAAUAAAAGUUAGGAGCACCCAAAUUUAGUAAAGGGCCUCUAAAUUUGGCACAAAGUUGAAGGGCCAUAAACCGGCUUUGAACGAAGCUUCCUUCCUUCUUGUUCUUGUUCUUCUUCUUCUUCUUCUUCUCCAACUCCCAGACAUUUUCUUUUAGGGUAGUUUCGUUGAGGACAAUGUCAGCUGCUGUGGGAGCUAUCUCGGCAACCAAGGACGUUUCCUUCAAUCCUCAAAUGGAGGAAGAGGAGCUCAAGAAUAACAAGAACAGCAAGACUGGUGCUGAACCAAGUCAUGAGUUCCCCCACACUGAUGGUGGCCAUGAAGAUGAUGACGAUGAUGAUGAGAAAGAGGAAGAGCAUGUUACCAAGUUGAUCAAGUCCGAGAAGGAAUUGGAUCUUGGCCCUCAAAUUUCUCUCAAGGAGCAACUUGAAAAGGAUAAAGACGAUGAAAGUUUGAGGAAAUGGAAGGAACAACUUCUUGGAAAUGUUGAUCUCUCAGCUGUUGGAGAGACUAAAGAACCAGAAGUGAAGAUACAAAGCCUCACGAUACUAUGCCGGGGCCGGCCAGAUCUCGUUUUGCCAAUCCCAUUUGUUAACAAUUCUAAAAGCAGUCUCUUCAGCCUCAAGGAAGGAAGCCGGUACAGCAUCAAAUUUACCUUCACUGUCUCCAGCAACAUCGUCUCUGGCCUCAAAUACACCAACGUUGUGUGGAAGACCGGAGUGAGAGUGGACAAUUCAAAGAGAAUGUUGGGAACUUUUAGCCCUCAGCAACAGCCUUAUACGUUUGAAAUGGAAGAAGAAACUACCCCUUCUGGCAUGUUUGCAAGAGGCUCUUAUUAUGCAAGAACCAAGUUUGUGGAUGAUGAUGGCAAAUGCUAUUUGGACGCGAGUUACUGCUUCGAAAUUCAGAAGAGCUGGCCAAAACCCUUUUGAUCUUCUAUCUGGUAUCUCAUUGGCAUUGGCUUGGAAGCGCUUCAAGCAGUCACUUUAGAGAGAGAUUCUUCUUCUGGCUUGUUGUACUUGUAUUAUUACAAAUGGCAAAGUGAUAAUCCAUUUUUAUUUCAA